Argentina anserina (silverweed cinquefoil) is the source of this 1863-nucleotide messenger RNA. Its product is annotated as cytochrome P450 72A397-like. The coding region runs from base 72 to 1628 and encodes 518 amino acids. The transcript is spliced from 5 exons. Gene Ontology annotation, molecular function: heme binding; monooxygenase activity; iron ion binding. The record is from RefSeq and is a predicted model, not a curated record. NCBI's taxonomy places the organism in Eukaryota, Viridiplantae, Streptophyta, Magnoliopsida, Rosales, Rosaceae.
AUAAGCUGAAUCGUGUGUCAUAUAUAGGCAUAUAGCUUAGCAAGGUUAUUAGAGAUAUAGGAGCGUCAAAGAUGGAAGUGACAGUGGCUAGUUGGGUAGCGCUGAGCCUCGUCCUUGUUAGCAUAAUAGUGAGAUGGGCAUGGGGUGUGCUGGAUUGGGUUUGGCUGAAGCCGAAGAAGCUAGAGAAGUGUUUGAGGGAGCAAGGUCUUCGAGGAAAACCCUACAGGUUCUUGUAUGGAGACUUGAAAGAGGACACUAUCCUCCUCCAACAUGCAAACUCGAAACCCAUGAACCUCUCUACCUCCCUUGACAUAGCACCACGACUCAUCCCUUUUCUCGAUCAAACCGUAAAGACUUAUGGUAAGAACUGUUUUACUUGGGAUGGCCCCGUACCAAGGGUGACCGUCAUGAAUCCUGAAGAUAUACAAGACGUCUUCACAAAACUAGAUGAAUUCCGGAAGCCAACAGGAAACCCGCUUACGAAGUUGCUAGCAACAGGUCUUACAAGCUAUGAAGGUGAGAAAUGGGCGAAACACAGGAAGAUUAUCAACCCAACAUUCCAUGUAGAGAAAUUAAAGAAAAUGUUACCCGCCAUUCACAAAAGCUGUGUUGAGAUGAUUAAGGAAUGGGAGAGCUUGGCAUCCAAAGAGGGCUCAUCAUGCAUGUUGGAUGUUUGGCCAUAUCUACAACACUUGACAGCUGAUGUGAUUUCUCGAACAGCAUUUGGAAGUAGCUAUCAGGAAGGAAGAAAAAUAUUUGAACUCCUUAAAGAGCAAGGGACGUUGGUAAUAAGUUCCUUACAAAGUGUUUACAUUCCGGGAUGCAGGUUUCUACCAACUAAGAGGAACAGGAGGAUGAAGCAAAUUGACAAUGAGGUAAAAGGUUUACUUGGAGGUAUAAUAAAUAAAAGAGAGAAGGCCAUUGAGGCAGGUGAAGCCACUAAAGAUGACUUAUUAGGAGCACUUAUGGAUUCAAGACUCAAGGUCAUUGAGGGAGAUGGGAACUUUGGGAUGAGUAAUGAAGAUGUAAUAGAGGAAUGUAAGCUAUUUUACUUUGGCGGGCAAGAGACUGCUUCAAUAUUACUGGUUUGGACAAUAAUAUUACUUUGCCAGAAUCGUAAUUGGCAAGAUCAAGCGAGGCAAGAGGUUUUGCAAGUCUGUGGAAGCAACAAGCCAGACUUUGAUGGACUAAAUCACCUAAAAGUUGUAACCAUGAUAUUACUUGAAGUUCUUCGAUUGUACCCUGCAUUGGUUGUGAUGAAUCGAACCAUUGGCAAGAAAACACAACUCGGAAAAUUAUCACUACCGGCUGGAGUCCAAGUCAGCUUACCUGCACUGCUCAUUCACCGUGACAAAGAACUGUGGGGUGAUGAUGCAAACGAGUUCAAUCCUGAAAGGUUUUCAGAUGGAGUUUCCAAGGCAACAAGAAACCCACUAUCAUUCUUCCCUUUUGGAGCGGGUCCUCGAAUUUGUGUUGGACACAAUUUUGCUAUGUUGGAAGCCAAGUUGGCCUUAUCAUUGAUCUUGCAACACUUUAACUUUGAGCUUUCUCCAUCUUAUGCUCAUGCUCCUUCCUCACCUAUGAUCAGACCACAACACGGUGCUCUUAUCGUUUUACAUAUGCGUUAAGGUGUUGUGUCACUCAAAAAAUGGUGUGAAAUGAUUUUGAGUUUAAGUAUGUCAUUUUGAGUUGUAAGCAUGCAUGCAAUUAUACUGAUUACAUGUAUUUUGCUUUGGUUCUCUCGAUUUCAUAUAUUGUACUCUGUUGUAUGUCUAGCUUGAAAAACAAGGGAUUUUUGUUAAUGCAUUUCAUGUAAACAAUCAUUUUCUUCUUAAAAUAAUCAAAUUAAUGUUGAAAAUGAUA